AUUUGUAGAACAAAUGGUUAAUCUUUUAAAACCAUUUGAAGAAAUUACGAAGCAUAUUUGUGGAUCAAGUUAUCCUACCCUAAAUCUCGUAUACCCUUAUAUUCGUAUUCUAAAAAAUAAGUUCGCUUCAAUAAGUGAAGAAGGAGAAUCAUUGGAAUCUUGGCUUGAUCUUAUUUAUAGUUUAGAAAAGUUAGAUACUACCGAUGAGUCAAGCCUCAGUAGUGAUAACGAAGCUAACAUACCAUCAGCUGGAAAUCGGCAGCAAUGGCAAUAUACAUAUAGAAGUGUAUAUCGCCAAUAUUUGCCACCUGCAAAUUGUUCUGGGCUUUUAGAAAAAGCACGAGCUGCUAUUUUUCUUUCUCUUGAUGAAUUAUGGAGCAUAUCUGAUGAAAUGUAG
Dentiscutata erythropus is the source of this 397-nucleotide messenger RNA. The record is from the annotation of a GenBank genome assembly. NCBI's taxonomy places the organism in Eukaryota, Fungi, Glomeromycota, Glomeromycetes, Diversisporales, Gigasporaceae.